UUUCUCUUUCACAGCAUAUCUGAGCUCUACUCAGAAUGCUGCUGAGUUGAGUCUGCAGAGUUCUGCAGUUUCUUUGUCUUCUCUCUGUGAGAAGGCUCUGAUGCAGUUUCUGAUCAGUAUUACUACUUAUCUAUGCUGUGCUAAGCAGCUGAAGAAGAGAGAGAUUUUAUACAUCUGUCUCUUCUCUCACUUCUGUUAUUUUUAUUAUAUCUGUAACAAUGACUUCUAUCUCUCU
This is a messenger RNA of Blastomyces gilchristii SLH14081, 235 nucleotides long. RefSeq lists its product as uncharacterized. The transcript has a single exon. Lineage: Eukaryota; Fungi; Ascomycota; Eurotiomycetes; Onygenales; Ajellomycetaceae. The annotation marks the transcript as partial. The record is from RefSeq and is a predicted model, not a curated record.